This is a messenger RNA of Symbiodinium necroappetens, 344 nucleotides long. NCBI's taxonomy places the organism in Eukaryota, Dinophyceae, Suessiales, Symbiodiniaceae. The record is from the annotation of a GenBank genome assembly.
GUGGUUCCUUUCCGCAUGGCCUCGACCUUCAUGACCUCCUUCUCCCGCGGAUUCGGUGGCACCAACGUGUCAGUCGUGAGCUACGCAGCCAAGGACACCAGCCACCUUCCGGACUCUGCGGCGCCGAUGCCCCUGGCGGACGGCUUGGUCUUCUGGCCCGGGGGAGGUGGCAAAGUGGAUGGGGACUCGAUGCCCAAAGAGCAUUUCGCCAUUGCAGGUACUUUUUCCGAGUGGGAGCCACAGCCCAUGAAGAAGGAGUCGGAGGGAGUUUUCAGCUGCUCUGUCACGCUGGGCGAGAACAGGUGGGAACAGUUCCAGAUCUGGCUCGAUGGCGAUCCAUUGAG